AUGGUUUUCAAUUCGUGGUCAUCGCAACUUCCCUCGAGUUUGGCCAUUUACCGGGGUAAAAGGUGUGGAAAAGCGGCCAUUAACACAUAUCUCAGGGUGCAUUUUUAUCAAUACUCGCAACAUCCCGCCCAUUGAGAUUAUUCUCUCUUGGGCUCCGACAAUACUUCAGCCCAUCCAACCAAGAGAGAACAAGAAUAGCCAAGUUCUCACUCUGGCAAGAUGGAUCCAGUCACAGCCGCAGGGCUGGCCAUCAGUGUCGCCUCAAUAGGAUUGCAGGUGUAUACCGGAUGUGUUCAAGGCAUCCAGCUGCUCAUCACGGCCUUGAACAUGCCAGAGGACUGCAAGUACCUCAACCUGCGGCUACGGAUGGAACAGCAGAGACUCUUUGCAUGGAGUGAAACAUCGGGCUUGGUUGACCUUGACGGCAACAACCAGAAAAGGAUCCUCGAGUCCAACACCUUCAUCCUCCAUCGGCAAACUGUCCUUGACCUGCUGGUCCAGGUCGAGUGCCUGUUCAAGGAGUUCAAAGAACACCAAAAGAAGAACAAGUGUCUCCAGGUUGCUUUUGACCCCGACAAUGUUCUGUUGAACCCUGAACGCGAUGCCGCCGAGGCAAACUUUCCGUUGCCUGAACGAAGGAGAAACUUCAUCAAGAAAGCCAUGGCCAGUCUCCGUGACACUUCCAAAGAGGUGACAACGAGGCUAAAGUGGGUAUCCUUCGACAAAGUAGCCUUUGAGCUGUUACUCUCGCGCUUUUCCGUCUUGAACGACAACAUGACCAAUAUUCUCGACGCUCGCAUGCAAGUCGAGAUCCAUCAUACCGUCCAGGACACCAACAGAGGGGUCCUUCAGCUGCAUCAUAAGAUCGCAGAUCUCUCAAGGCUCGUCAUGGCACUAAACGUCAAACUCGAAGCCAACUCUCCUACGACCCCCAUCUCGCAGAUGUCGGCAGAGCAAAGGCGAGCCAAUGCUCAGGGGCUGCAGCUGCUUUCCCAGCUAGCCAAGUUCAAGGCCUUCAACGAGUCCAUCGAACCUGAAAAGAAGUCCACCCCCACUCCCUGGGAUGAAGCGACGGCCAUGUUCCUUGAAUUAGGCAAGCCAAACACACAAAAAGACCUCUUCCUCGACCGCUCCAUGAUACAGCUCGAUGCCGACAACCAAGACUCGGACUUGCCAAGAUGUGAAGCAACUCUCCAACUGCCAGGCGGUGCCCAGAAGAAGGUCUGGAUAGAGUGGAAGGAUUAUGAUCGUCAACGACCAGACGAUCUCUCACCGCCCAAGGAAGUCAUUUUCGAAAGAGUCAGGAAGCUGGCGGCGCUUCUGAACCACACACCCAAGCCAGAAGAGUUCCGAACCCCCCACUGUCUCGGCUUCUUUGACAAAGCGGCUGGCAUCAACGGCGCGGAAGAUGACGAUGAUAUCCGCAACAUGCGAUUGGGUCUGGUGUUUGAGAGGCCACAAGAAGACAACCUACAUACGUCGCUGCCACCAGUAUCGCUUCAUGAUCUGCUCGCGACAAGCCGCAAGCCUCGCGUUACGGACCGGAUCAGGCUUGCCCAUGCCAUCAGCAACUGUCUUUUCUACCUUCACGCGGUGAACUGGCUGCACAAAGGACUCCGAAGCCAAAAUAUCAUCUUCUUCCGAACCAGCAGCGGUCAUGUCGACUAUGCCAAACCAUUUCUCUCUGGUUUUGACUUUUCGAGGCCCGCUCGUGCUGACGAGGAGACGGAUAUCCCCGACGACGCCGAGCACAACCUGUAUCGCCACCCUCUUGCCCAGUCGACAGAUCCAGAAGACCGCGAACGGUUCAAAAGAAGCUUUGACAUCUACAGCUUGGGGGUUGUUCUUGUCGAAAUAGCUCACUGGGCAACCAUCGACACGGUCCUCGACAUCAAUAUCAACGAGGCCAGAGUAAGGCCCUCGAUUGCACUAAAGGUGCGUGAUAAUCUGCUUGCGGAGGAUAGCAUUGCCGAGCUGGGGGCGACCAUGGGAGAGAUAUAUGAGCAUGCUGCUCGUAAGUGCAUUGCUGGUGGUCAGGAGCUGGGUCUAUCAGAAGGCGAUGAGGAAACCAACGACGUGGUCGCCGCCCGACUCUCGAUGGUGCUCCACGAAGAUGUCGUCAAGCGAUUAGGCGAUAUCCAUGUAUAAAAAAAGAGUUCUCAAAGGCGUUGGGCGACGCCAAUAAAAGCCACAAGUUCUUGAUGCGCCGACCUUUUGAGCAAAACACCGAAACCAAAAAAAAAAAAAAAAAAAAAAAAAAAAAAAAAAAAAAAAAAAAAGAAUUCCAAGACAAAUGCGCGACGAUUUACCAUGGUGGCCAUCGGCACUUCUAUACGCGCAGAGGGAUUUAGUGUAUGUUGGUGGCGUAGAGCACUUGGAGAACUUCUUCAAGUAGCUGAUGAUGUUCCAAAAGCGCACUCCACAAACCACACGUUAUAGAAUCCGCAAAAAGUAGACCUGGAAACGUAAAAAGAAAGGAAAACAGUCCCCCGUAUGUGGGUAAGCGGGUCUUUUCUUAGGUAAGUGGAAAUUUGACAUUGCAAAUGCGAGAAUUGCUGAUAUUCUUCCUGCCCCAGUGAUAAUAAUCUCACCACUUAAUGCUCCUUCUAUCCAAAGAUGACGAUCACUACCAAGAUACACUGUAAUCAUGGACCAUGACUACACACCAUAAUAGGUCCCGUCAUUGCGUCUCUCCCAAUGAACUCAUCUUUCUGCGGCGCCGAUGCCUGGCACGAUAUCUGUGGUGACAAGGUGAGUGACCGUACAUCCUCGAUCAACACAACUACCGACAUCCUCAUCUUAGCGCUCCUCGGUCAUCAGUCCCCCCCAUUUCAAGAUCGGGUUCCUCGUUGUGAGUUGUGGGAUGAGGCAAGAAAAACAUAGCGAGGAAGGUACGAUGAGAAAGCAACUCAGGAUUUGGGAAUCUGGAA
Molecule: messenger RNA, 2930 nt
Organism: Neurospora crassa OR74A
Lineage: Eukaryota; Fungi; Ascomycota; Sordariomycetes; Sordariales; Sordariaceae
Exons: 1
Coding region: 220-2148 (642 amino acids)
Source: RefSeq, a predicted model, not a curated record